GUGGUAAAUUUCCAAACCCAUAACACCUAACUGAAAAAUCUCUACGUAUUUCUUCCGUUUCUAUUAAGAAGAAAACAUUUUUAUUUUAAUUCCGGCGAAGCUGCGAUAGGGGAAAAAUUACUCCUCUAUGUCUCUUGUAUGCUGGAUUCUGAUUUUAAACCUUUGGAUCUUAAAAGCGUCAUCGUUUCAACCGGGAUCGCGGGCCCUACUUCGUGCGGUUGCUGAUAACAACGGUGGCGUUGGUGAUCUGAAGGACUACGCCGCUGAACUGAAUGCCACGAAUUUCGAUGCAGUUCUCAAGGACACUCCUGCCACUUAUGCUAUAGUCGAAUUCUUCGCUCAUUGGUGCCCUGCUUGCAGAAAUUACAAGCCCCAUUACGAAAAAGUUGCAAGGCUUUUCAAUGGACACAAUGCUGUGCAUCCUGGAAUUGUAUUGAUGACUAGAGUAGACUGUGCGUUAAAGGUAAAUACCAAACUUUGUGAUAAGUUUUCUGUGAGUCACUACCCUAUGCUGUUUUGGGGUCCUCCUACAAAGUUUUUAGCUGGCUGGAGCUCUGAUCAAGCAAAAAGUAAAUUACGUGUAAUCGAUGAUGCCCGGACCGCGGAAUGCUUGCUUAAGUGGAUCAAUAAGCAAAUAGGCAGUUCAUAUGGCUUGGAUGAUGAAAAUUUUGAAAACGAGCAUCUUUCAUCAAAUAUAUCGGAUCCUGGACAGAUUGCUCGAGCUGUGUACGAUGUGGAGGAGGCAACUGCAACUGCCUUUGACAUCAUUUUAGAACAUAAAGUUGGAAUUUCACUAUCUUGUAUGAUUAAAUCAGGAACUCGAGCUUCACUAAUAAAAUUCCUUCAGCUUAUAGUGGCUCAUCAUCCUUCGAGGAGGUGUCGGAAGGGAAGCGCAGAAAUACUUGUCAAUUUUGAUGACUUGUGCCCAUUUGAUAUUUGGUCAUCAACCAAGUAUGAUGUUGACACCACGAACAUGAUAGGGGUUCUACGCAACUUCCAUAUUUGUGGAAAGGAUGUUCCCCGUGGAUAUUGGAUGUUUUGUCGAGGCAGCAGGAAUGAUACCCGGGGCUUUAGUUGUGGCUUGUGGGUUUUAAUGCAUUCACUCUCUGUGAGGAUUGUGGAUGGAGAGAGCCAAUCUGCAUUUUCAUCUAUAUGUGAUUUUAUUCACAACUUUUUUAUUUGCGAGGAGUGCCGUCAACAUUUUUACGAGAUGUGUUCAAGUGUUAAAAGUCCUUUCAAAACAGCUCGUGACUUUGCCCUUUGGUUGUGGAGCGCACAUAAUCAAGUCAAUGAGAGGUUAAUGAAGGAAGAGGCAUCUCUAAAAACUGGAGACCCUAAAUUCCCAAAGAUUAUUUGGCCUCCAAAACAGCUUUGUCCUUCGUGUCAACAUUCCCAAGGUCCCAAAGAUAAAGGAAGCAGUCUGAUAGAGUGGAACCAGGAUGAGGUGUUCAAGUUCUUAAUAAGUUAUUAUGGAAAUACGCUGGUAUCUUUCUACAAAGAAAAUGGUCUUCGAGCUGAAGAUGAAACCGGCGUUAUUCUGGAUGAUUCAACUAGCGCAAUUGUGGUUCCGGUUGGGGCUGCAUUGGCUAUUGCUCUUGCCAGCUGUGCAUUCGGAGCUCUCGCUUGCUACUGGCGUUCUCGGCAGAAGAAUCGAAAGUAUUUCCAUCAACUACACUCUUUAAAGAACAUAUGAUAGUUCUGAGGAUGAGUUGUUUCAAAUAGGAUUAUAAGCAUUUGAGUGGAAAGAGGAGAAACUGGGUGAAAGGGGUUGUGGGAGAGAGAAAUUUUCAUAUUUAAGAUGCAACUUUCUCA
Hibiscus syriacus is the source of this 1812-nucleotide messenger RNA. Its product is annotated as sulfhydryl oxidase 2-like. The record is from RefSeq and is a predicted model, not a curated record. Lineage: Eukaryota; Viridiplantae; Streptophyta; Magnoliopsida; Malvales; Malvaceae. The coding region runs from base 128 to 1693 and encodes 521 amino acids. Gene Ontology annotation, biological process: protein folding. Gene Ontology annotation, cellular component: Golgi membrane. The transcript has 11 exons. Gene Ontology annotation, molecular function: protein disulfide isomerase activity; flavin-dependent sulfhydryl oxidase activity.